ACAACCAUGGCCCCCCGUUCUUACUCCAAGACCUACAAGGUCCCCCGUAGACCUUUCGAGUCCGCUCGUCUGUUAGUAUCGUCCAAUGGCCACUGAGCUAGAGCUUGCUCUGUUCAUGUCAAUGGAAUCCGUGGUUAACACCCUGGAAUAGGGACUCUGAGUUGAAGAGUGUCGGCGAGUACGGUCUCCGUAACAAGCGUGAGAUCUGGCGCGUCCAGCUCACUCUGUCCAAGAUCCGUCGUGCUGCUCGGUACGUCUGAAUCUCCUUUGCUCUGUUUUGCUGAUUCUGCGCGCGACAAGAGAAAUCUUCACGCCUCUGCAAACGUUGCGCAACUACCAUCACACGACCACUCACUAACACCCCGAUGCAGUCAGCUCCUGACCAUGGACGAGAAGGACCCCAAGCGUCUCUUCGAAGGAAACGCCCUCAUUCGCCGUCUGGUCCGUGUCGGUGUUCUUGACGAGUCCCGCAUGAAGCUCGAUUACGUCUUGGCCUUGAAGGUCGAGGAUUUCCUUGAGCGUCGUCUCCAGACCUGCGUCUACAAGCUCGGCCUCGCCAAGUCUAUCCACCACGCUCGUGUCCUCAUCCGCCAGCGUCACAUCCGUGUCGGCAAGCAGAUCGUCAACGUCCCUUCGUUCGUCGUUCGUCUUGACGCCCAGAAGCACAUUGACUUCGCCCUGACCUCGCCCUUCGGUGGCGGUCGUCCCGGUCGUGUCCGCAGAAAGAAGGCCAAGGCCGCCGAGUCCAAGGAGGCUGGUGGUGACGAGGAGGAGGAGGAGGAGUAAAUCUAUCGCUCCGCCUCGGCGUUCUGAAUGGCUGUUCGGUACAGGUCACGGGUAUCCGGGUGUCGUGCCAGCUCAUGACAGCGCCCUUCAAAAAGCUCAAUCUCAAUUUGACGAGUCUCUUCUGCAAAAAAUACCCUUAUUCAAUGCGCACAGUAUUACGACCUUUAUGUUACUCUUGUGAAACCUUAUCCAG
Molecule: messenger RNA, 979 nt
Organism: Aureobasidium subglaciale EXF-2481
Lineage: Eukaryota; Fungi; Ascomycota; Dothideomycetes; Dothideales; Saccotheciaceae
Exons: 1
Coding region: 385-786 (133 amino acids)
Biological process (GO): positive regulation of translational fidelity; translation
Cellular component (GO): cytosolic small ribosomal subunit
Molecular function (GO): structural constituent of ribosome; rRNA binding
Source: RefSeq, a predicted model, not a curated record